AUGAGCUCCCUAAACUACUCCUUCCCUUCUAAAGAAGAGGAGGUCGGAUGGACGGAGACAGAAACUCCCGUGAAGGAGGAGGAGGCUGUUACAGUAAAACAAGAAGUAGAGGGUGAAGCUGGUACAUUGAAAGAAGAAGAGAAAGAAGCUUUCGGAGUGAAAGAGGAGAAUGAUUAUACCGUGAAAGAAGAGGAGGAAGAGAAACAAGACGAUGCGUUGUUUGGAGUGAAAGAGGAGAAUGAUUAUACCGUGAAAGAAGAGGAGGAAGAGAAACAAGACGAUGCGUUUUUUGGAGUGAAAGAGGAGAAAGAUUUUACCGUGAAAGAAGAGGUUGAAGAGAAACAAGACGAUGGGUUGUUUGGAGUGAAAGAGGAGGCGGCGAUGACAGUGAAGGUAGAGGAAGACGUUUUUAGAGUGAAAGAGGAGGAGAUGACUGUCUCGUUGGAGGAAGAGGAGACUGGAGAUAUCAUUAACACCAGAGAGAGAACAGACUUUCAUUCUGACAGUGGGAAGAGUCCUUCAGAGGAACCAGAGACAUCCAACCCAGCAAGGCGACACUGCUGCUCCCAGUGUGGGAAGAGUUUAACUCAGUUAGGGAACUUGAAAAUACAUGAACGAAUACACACAGGAGAAAAGCCUUACCAAUGCUCCCAUUGUGGGAAGAGUUUUACCCAGUACUUGAGAACUCAUAUGAGAAUACACACAAGAGAGAAACCCUACCAAUGCUCCCAAUGUGGAAAGAGUUUGACCCAGUCAGGACACUUGAAAGAACAUAAGAGAACACACACAGGGGAGAAGCCUUACCAAUGCUCCCAUUGUGGGAAGCGUUUUACCUUGUCAGGACACCUAAAAGUGCAUGAAAGAACACACACAGGUGAGAAGCAUUUAGCAAGACCACACCACUGUUCCCACUGUGGAAAGCAUUUUACUCAGUUAGGGAACUUAAAAAUACAUGAACGAAUACACACAGGAGAAAAGCCUUACCAAUGCUCCCAUUGUGGGAAGAGUUUUACCCAGUCAGGGUACUUGAGAACCCAUACGAGGACACACACAAGAGAGAAACCCUACAAAUGCUCCCAGUGUGGAAAGAGUUUUACCCAGUCAGGACACUUGAAAGAACAUAAGAGAACACACACAGGGGAGAAUCCUUACCAAUGCUCCCAGUGUGGGAAACGUUUUACCCUGUCAAGUCACCUAAAAGUGCAUGAAAGAACACACACAGGGGAGAAGCCUUACAAAUGUGCCCAGUGUGGAAAGAGCUUUACCACAUUAGUUCAAUUGAAAGAACACAAAAGUAAACACACAGGGGAGAAGCCGUUCCACUGCUCUCAGUGUAGAACAAGUUUUACACAAUCUGGAGGCCUAAAAAUACACAUGAGAAUACACACAAAAGAGAAACCCUACCAGUGCUCCCAGUGUGGAAAGCGGUUUGAAAGAACAUAAGAGAACACACACCGGGGAGAAGCCUUACCAGUGCUCCCAGUGUGGGAAGAGUUUCACCCUGUCGGGGCACUUAAAAGUGCAUGAAAGAACACACACAGGGGAGAAGCCCUACCAAUGCUCUCUGUGUGGAAAAUGUUAUACCACAUCACAGAAUCUUAAAGUACAUGAGAGAAUACACACAAGAUAGAAUCUUUACCACUACUUCCAGUGUGGAAAUUGAUAUUUCACAUCACAUGAAGAGGGAGUGGUUACAAAAUUGAUUGGACAACACCUAGUAAGAAAUACUAUAAAUGUU
Molecule: messenger RNA, 1738 nt
Organism: Oncorhynchus kisutch (coho salmon)
Lineage: Eukaryota; Metazoa; Chordata; Actinopteri; Salmoniformes; Salmonidae
Product: zinc finger protein 436-like
Exons: 2
Coding region: 1-1443 (480 amino acids)
Biological process (GO): regulation of transcription by RNA polymerase II
Cellular component (GO): nucleus
Molecular function (GO): DNA-binding transcription activator activity, RNA polymerase II-specific; RNA polymerase II cis-regulatory region sequence-specific DNA binding
Source: RefSeq, a predicted model, not a curated record